UGCUGAGCGCUCCGGACGAGGCCCCCCCGGAGCUGGUUCUGAGCGCGGCGGAGGGCGCGGGGCCCGGGCGGGCGCAGCUGGAGCUGAGGCGCGGGCGGCCUUCCUGCGCUUCAUGGCCUGUGCCCUGCGCGGGUACCGCUCCUUCCUGCGGCCCAUCGCGCCCGCCCCCGCGCCCGCCGAGCGCGACGCCGCCAGCCUCUUCGCCCUGCAGGGGUUCCUGCGCUCCCGUGAGCGGCAGUACCAGCGUUUCUACGGGCAGCUGCUCAGGACGCAGCUCUUCACCCAGUUCAUCGAGGACUGCUCCUUCGCCAGCGACCGCGAGCCCUGCCUCGAGUUCUUCGACACCUGCGUCGACAAGUGUGCCACCACCCCCCUGCCUCCGAGUUCUUCGACACCUCGUGCGACAAG
Messenger RNA from Myiozetetes cayanensis, 408 nucleotides. Its product is annotated as DENN domain-containing protein 4B-like. Gene Ontology annotation, cellular component: cytoplasmic vesicle. The transcript has 3 exons. NCBI's taxonomy places the organism in Eukaryota, Metazoa, Chordata, Aves, Passeriformes, Tyrannidae. The record is from RefSeq and is a predicted model, not a curated record. Gene Ontology annotation, biological process: regulation of Rab protein signal transduction. The annotation marks the transcript as partial.